This is a messenger RNA of Fusarium oxysporum Fo47, 876 nucleotides long. RefSeq lists its product as uncharacterized. The record is from RefSeq and is a predicted model, not a curated record. Lineage: Eukaryota; Fungi; Ascomycota; Sordariomycetes; Hypocreales; Nectriaceae. The transcript has 4 exons. The coding region runs from base 1 to 876 and encodes 291 amino acids.
AUGGGUGUACCAAGAGUGGUUAAUGUCAAAAAGAACGGCUCACUUCGCCAGAAAUCAGGUCUUCUGGGAAAGAAUUUUGCAGAGGACCUUGGUAAUGCAUUGUGCCUGGCGAGCCAAGACAUAAACGCAGAUACAAGUCGCAUUGGCCCAGACCUAAUUCAGCUCUGGGAAGGUCUCAUUUCCGACUAUACAUAUCGCGAAUUGACGAAAUCGAGUGAUCGGUUACCCGCCUUAUCCGGUAUCGCGAAAUGGCUGCACGAUCUUCAUCGCCAGCUGGCGUGGUUCUCAUGCACCACCCAGAAUCCAAGGCCGCGAUAUAGAGCUCCAAGUUGGUCGUGGGCAUCAAUUGACGGCUGCAUAAUUUGGACGAAGCAGCCUGGAAUACUCACUCCUCAUUCAGAGAUUAUCGACAUCUCGACCACUCGUGGCGGCAGUGGUCCCACAGGACCAGUCAUUGGUGGUCACAUCCUGAUUAAAGGUAGUCUGGGUCGCGUACAGGUUAUCGAUCAUAAGACGGGUCCGAUUCUCUGCAGAGAAGACGAGAUAAAGGAGACUUAUGGAGGUCCUGUUACUUUCCGCGGAUUUGAUGUCAGCGGCUUGCAGUUUGGCCUGUACUACGUACUGCUCCUUGGCACAUGCACAACCGAUCCCGAUAAGAUACACUCUUCACUCUUAGAGGACGACUAUCCUUUGGCUACAUAUUUGGUUCUUAGACCUGUGAUUGGACAGCAUGGGACUUUUGAGCGAUGUGGGCUUGUCAGCGAGUGUUACACUGAAGACGAUGAACAUCGAACACUCACGGGCAGAGGGCCACAGAGCAGGCAAGAUAUACCCUGCGAAGAGGUGAUAAUGAGUGCAGUAAGGAUUAACUACUGA